AGGAAGAAGAGGGCCAGGGCUAGAGGGGACGCUGAGGCAGCGAAGGGGCGGGAGCGGGCCUCUGCUGCAGUUCGAACGGUCGUUCCUCACGUCUCUGUGGUGAAUGGCGGCGGGAUGGAGCGCGAGGGGAGCGGCGGCAGCGGUGGUUCGGCCGGGCUCGUGCAGCAAAUCCUCAGCCUGAAGCUCGUGCCGCGGGUGGGCAACGGGACCCUGUGCCCCAACUCCACUUCUCUCUGCUCCUUUCCAGAGAUGUGGUAUGGUGUGUUCCUGUGGGCACUGGUGUCUUCUCUCUUCUUUCACGUCCCUGCUGGAUUACUGGCCCUCUUCACCCUCAGACAUCACAAAUAUGGUAGGUUCAUGUCUGUAAGCAUCCUGUUGAUGGGCAUCGUGGGACCAAUUACUGCUGGAAUCUUGACAAGUGCAGCAAUUGCUGGAGUUUACCGAGCCGCUGGGAAGGAAAUGAUACCAUUUGAAGCCCUCACCUUAGGCACUGGACAGACAUUUUGUGUAGUGGUGGUCUCCUUUUUACGGAUUUUAGCUACUCUAUAGCAUAUACUCUUAUGCUGAGAUGAACCUACGUUUUAUAGAAUUCUCAAAAAGAAUACAUUAUGGAGUGUAGUGUUUUCUUAGUUCUUCAAAUGGAAUCAACUUGGAUGAACAGGAACAUGAAGGACAUCUCAGCCCUUUCCUUAGUUUGAAGCUCCUGAAAUUGAAGAUGUUUGUGGACUCAUCAUUCUCAACCAAAACAAAACGAGUUUCUUGGAUUUCUUUUUUGUAGAUCUUUAAUUGAAGCAGUUUUACACACGCACCUUUACCCAAGCCAGGUCAACAGUGCCUCUGGGUUGGCAUCCCUUGCACUGAAAUUAACAGUAUUCUGUGAAGUAAGGCAAUGUUGCAUAUUUCAGAGAAACUAUGGAAGAUACUUGUUUAUUUCAAAUGAACAGAGUAUGUACUAACAUCCUAGUUGUUCUAAUCUUGAUUAAAAUUUGGCAAACUUUUUUUUGCUACAUCUUCAUGACAUGAAGUGCCAAGUAGGUUUCCGUUAAGUAUAGCUUCGAAAACAAAUUUGGUGAAAUAAAACA
Messenger RNA from Lemur catta (Ring-tailed lemur), 1082 nucleotides. RefSeq names its product transmembrane protein 170A (gene TMEM170A). The coding region runs from base 115 to 549 and encodes 144 amino acids. The transcript is spliced from 3 exons. The record is from RefSeq and is a predicted model, not a curated record. Lineage: Eukaryota; Metazoa; Chordata; Mammalia; Primates; Lemuridae. Gene Ontology annotation, cellular component: endoplasmic reticulum membrane. Gene Ontology annotation, biological process: endoplasmic reticulum tubular network organization.